Salvia hispanica is the source of this 2814-nucleotide messenger RNA. RefSeq names its product putative disease resistance protein At1g50180. Gene Ontology annotation, biological process: defense response to other organism. The record is from RefSeq and is a predicted model, not a curated record. Gene Ontology annotation, molecular function: ADP binding. Lineage: Eukaryota; Viridiplantae; Streptophyta; Magnoliopsida; Lamiales; Lamiaceae.
AUGGCAGAGGCAGUGGUGUCGAUUGCUCUUGAAACCAUCCGCGAUUUGCUAUUGGAAGAGGGAAGGUUUUUAGCUGGCGUGGCCGAUCAAGUGAAGAAGCUCGAGAGGCAACUCAAAGAGAUGAAGUGUUUCCUUAAAGACGCUGACAAAAGACGACAUGAAAGUAGUACCAUCUCCAAUUGGAUCUCCGAGAUCAGAGAUCUGGUGUACAGAUCCGAAUCCGCCAUUGAAAGACACGCAGCUUAUCAAGUUUAUUCAAGGAGAAGAGGCCUCACACAGUUCGUCCGCAAAUAUUCCUGUAUUUUGAAAGAUUGUUACUCACUCCACCAAUUAGACUCCGAGAUUUCACAAAUCACAUCACAUCUUAAGCGGAUAAGCAAGGAUAUGCAAAAAAAUGGCAUAAAAAGAAGCAUGAUCAUGAAUCCACAUGGAGAGUGGGAAAGCUCGGGUGGAAACAACAUGUCAAGGAAGACUUUCCCCUAUUUGGAGAUGGGAGAUUGCUUCGUAGGCAUGGAGGAUGAGCUGAAGCUGCUUGUUCAUUACCUAGGGAAAGAAACAGAGGAUCGGAUUAUAUCAGUGUGGGGAAUGGGAGGCUCAGGCAAGACUGCCAUUGCCAAGAAGCUCUACAACGAGAUGACUGCCUUUGAUCUCUCAGCAUGGGUUUGCAUUACUCAGAAAUGUGAGAGUCGAUCAGUUUGGGAGGAUGUUCUGAGGCAGCUAGAGAAGAAGAGGAGUGUUUCAAGUCUGAGCCAUGAGCCACAAAUAAGGGCGGAGGUUCCAAGUCUUAGCGACUUUGAAUUGAUAGAGAGACUAUGUGAGAUACAAAGAGAGAAGCGAUGUCUCAUAGUAUUGGAUGAUGUUUGGGAACUUGAUCAUUGGCGUGAGUUGAAACAUCCAUUCAUUGUCCAAAAUUUGCAGAGCAAAAUAUUGGUGACAACACGGACACAAAAGGUUGCACAUAUUGGAUUGGCGGUGAAACAUGAGCUCUUACGUAUGGAUUCUGCUUUGGAACUACUCAAAAACAAAGCAUUUCACUUUGGAAACAUUCCAGACUUUGCAUUGGAAGAUAGAUUUGAAAAAAUUGGGAAAGAAAUGGUGCAGAAAUGUGGGUAUUUGCCAUUGGCAAUAUCUUUACUCGGUGGGGUUUUGCGAGAGAAAAAAACAAUUGUUGAGUGGGAAUCAGUAAAUGAGCACAUCAAAGCAGCCAUAUAUGGAGUUGAAGAGCAGAUUGAUGGAGUGCUUAAUUUAAGCUAUGAAAGUCUACCCUAUUAUUUGAAGCCUUGCUUUCUCUAUAUGGGUAUUUUUAACGAGGACGAAAUCAUAUCUGCUUGGCAACUAUAUAAGAUGUGGAUAGCACAAGGCAUGAUUUCAAAUGAGAAUAUUGGAGACAACGAGGACACUUUAAUUGACAUCGCUGAGCUGUACUUAAGUGAGUUGGCCUCUAGGUCCAUCGUUCAAGUUGAAUUUCAGUUAGGUUAUGAUGUUGCAAAUAGAAAUAAAAAGUAUUGUACAUGCAAACUUCAUGACGUAGUACGAGAACUAUGUUUGAAAUUGGGGAAAAGGGAGAAUUUUGGUGUGAAGAGUUUGGAGUAUCAAGGUGGGAAACUUAGCUCCUUACUACAGGAAGCUUCCUCGGCUAUGAAAAUACAUCAUUUGGCUAUCCAUUUCAGAAGUGAAGUCGAGCAUGAGCUUACAGCCUUUUGUGGAAAAGAUACUAGCAAGCAUGUAAGGUCUCUUCGAUUAUCCAAUUUCAUAAAAUCGAAUGUUGUUGAGUUUCCCCCACGAAGAAUAGUUGAUUUUCAGAAUUACACAUUGCUAAGAGAUCUAGUUAUCAUGAGAUUCAAAUUUGCAGGAGGAAAGUUACCGAGAGGAAUUACUAAUCUUGUUCACCUUAGACGUUUGUGUUUAGAAGAAUGUGAACUUGAUAAGCUACCGUCAUCCAUUGGGAAUUUGGUAUACCUGGAUACCCUUGAUUUAACUCUUUCAGAGAAUGUUGAAGUUCCAAAUGUUUUCAAGGAGAUGUUGCGGUUAAAACACUUGAUUUUUCCUAUCUAUGGAAAUGGAAAAGUUGGAAGUUAUCGAGUAAGAUUGGAUGAGGGAGUAGACAAGUUGGAGACUCUAGCAUACUUAGAUAGCAGAUUUCACGAAUUGAAAUGUAUGAACAGAAUGAAGAAUCUCCGACGUUUUUCAGCAAGAAUACAUGAUAAUGAAAGCUUGUCAGCUAUCUUGAAUGCCAUUAUGAACUUGAACAAGAUAGUGGUUUGUUGUGUUGAUAUCCAUGACAGUUGCGACUUAACAAGUGCGCAAAUGCUGGAGAAGGCUUUGACAUGUCCCAAUCUCCAUGAAUUGAGGACUAUGUCUAAGUUAGGGAAGGCGCUAUCAGAGUGUGGGAGUGACUUGAUUAGCUCGAAACUUAGGUUGUUGGAUCUGUUUGGGUCUGAGAUUGAGUAUGAUCCGAUGGGAAUACUGGGAAAGCUUCCUUGCUUGAUAAGAUUGCGAUUAUAUUGGGAAUCAGUUAUUGGGGAGGAGAUGAUAUUUCCAGCAAACAGUUUUCUUCGACUCAGGAGGCUAACUUUAAGAGGCUUGCCAAAGUUGAGGGAGUGGAGAGUGGAGGCAGGAGCCAUGCCCCUUCUCUCUAAAGUAAAGAUUGCGGACUGUUCUUGUCUAGAGAUGGUUCCAGAGGGAUUGAGUGGAAUUUCUACCCUUCAGAAACUUGUAAUUAAACGGAUGCCAGAAUUGAGAAAAAGGGUAACGCCUUCAGGACAUGAUUUCCACAAAAUCUGCCAUGUCUCUUCCAUUAUCAUCGAGGACUAG